GAGGGGGAACGAGGAGCAGGGGGAGGAAGGAGGGUCUAGUUUGAACUGCAGCCAGAGGACGGGAACUCUAAUUCGGAAUUUCCGCUUCAAACCUUUAAUACACACUCUCCUGACGGUGUGUCUGAGUCAAUACAACCCCUGGGAGGAGGCAAGCGUCUUGAGCGGCGGGCUUGCGGCAGACAUGGAGGUGACCGAGGAGAACCUGAGUCGUCUGGUGGAGGUCCUCACCCACACACUCUCACAGGACCCCUCCCAGCGCCGGGCAGCUGAGCAGUUUCUGGGUCAGGUGGAGGGCAACGAAAACUAUCCAGUGCUGCUGCUGACUCUACUGACCCGAGAUGAGGCGCAGGUGCCCAAGAACAUCAAGCUGGCUGCCUCCAUCCACCUCAAGAACCUCAUCAAGAGAAACUGGGUGGUGGAUGAGGAUGGCACAAACAGAAUAAGCACCAAUGAUCGAGUGGUGGUGAAGCGAGAGAUAGUGGAUCUGAUGUUGCGUUCCUCGGAGGGGGUGCAGCGCCAGCUCUCUCAAGCCAUCUCCAUCAUUGGCAAAUCCGAUUUCCCUCACCAGUGGUCAGAUCUCAUCCCCUACAUGGCCGAGAAGUUUAAGUCAGGUGACUUCAACAUCAUCAGUGGGGUGCUGCAGACAUCCUACUCGGUGAUGGAGCGCUACGAGUAUGAGAACAAAUCCGACGACCUUUGGAGGGAGAUCAAGUUUGUGUUGGACAACUUUGCACAGCCCCUUACCAACCUCCUCGUGGAGCUCAUGAAGGCUGCCGGGGAAAAUCUGAACAACGCGGCUGCCCUGCGCAUGAUCUUUUCCUCACUGGUGUCGGUCGGGCAGCUGUUCUUUGCCCUCAACUCUCAGGACCUCCCAGAAUUCUUUGAGGACAACAUGGCUGUGUGGAUGGAGCACUUUCUGACACUGCUCAACUUCACCAGUCCACUCCUUGUCUCCUCUGAUGAUGAGAUGGGAGUGCUGGAGCAGGUGAAGAGUCAGGUGUGCAAGAACAUCACCCUUUAUGCCGGGAAGUACCGGGAGGAGUUUGAGCCGUUCAUCGAGAACUUUGUGACGGCAGCAUGGAACUUGCUCUCCAACACACCACUGGAUAUCAAGUAUGACCAGAUGGUGAGUCUUGCCAUCCAGUUCCUGUGUGCCGUGGCUGAGAGAGACCACAGCAAGGGUCUCUUCGAAAACGAGCAAGUUCUCUCUGGCAUCUGUGAGAAGGUGAUCCUCCCUAACAUGCACCUAAGAUCCUGUGAUGAGGAACUGUUUGUGGACAGUCCUGAUGGGUGGGUAGCUCAAGAGCUGGAGGGCGCCAACACAGAGACGCGGCGGAGGGCUGCUGUGGACUUUGUGAGGGUACUGUCCAGGCACUUUGAGGCUCGUAUGACCCAGGUGUUUGGCCAAUAUGUACAGUCCAUGCUGGCAACCUAUGCAGAGAAGCCGACGGAGUGUUGGCGUAACAAGGUGGCAGCAAUAUACCUGGUGACCACACUGUCAGCCAAGGGGCAGACAGCCCGCCACGGCACCACCAAGGUCAACGAACUGGUCAACAUCACAGAAUUUUACCAAGGUCACAUCCUGCCUGAGCUGCAGAACCAGGAUGUGAACCACCUCCCCAUACUGAAGGCGGAGGCCAUCAAGUAUGUCAUCAGUUUCCGCAGUGUUCUUCCCUUCGAGGCGGUGAAGGUGUGCGUGCCCGACAUGAUUCGCAUCCUCACCUCAGAAUCUGCCGUGGUGCACACCUAUGCUGCUGACGCCAUCAACAAGAUCUUCCUGCUGCGGGUGAAUGGGCAGCUGGCGGUGCAGCGCAGCGACGUGUCCCCGUUGGCUGGCACACUGUACGGCAAUCUCCUGGGGGUGCUGGCCAAGGAGGGUUCAGCGCAGAAUGAGUACAUCAUGAAGACCAUUGCCACCGUGACCAACCUGAUCGAGGGCGACCUGAUGCAGCAUGCCGGCCUGGUGGUACCACAGCUGGUUCUCAAGCUGCAGCACGUGGUGAAGAACACUGUCAAGCCGCACUUUGUCCACUACCUCUUUGAGACACUCUCCCUCGUCAUCAAGACUGUCUGCGGCUCAGUGGACGGCGCUGUUGGGGAGUUUGACCGCAACCUGUUCCCCAUCUUCCAGGAGAUCCUCCAGAAUGAACUGGAAAGCCUCAUCCCCUACAUCUUCCAGAUCAUUUCACUGCUGCUGGAGAGGCAGAAGGGGGAGGUUCCUGAGGCAUACCUGUCACUGCUGCCGUUCCUGGUGAUGCCGGUGCUGUGGGAGCGGCCAGGCUAUGUGGCACCCAUGGUGCGACUGCUGCAGGCGUACGUGGAGAAGGCACAUGGCCAGAUAGUGCAGAUGGGCAAGCUAGAGGCUGUGCUGGGGGUGUUCAACAAGCUCAAUGCCUCCAAGACCAAUGACCAUGAGGGCUUCUACCUCAUCCAGUGCAUGCUGCUCCACAUGCCAAAGGAGGUCUUGGAGAAUUAUUGGAACCAGAUAUUCACCAUCAUGUUCCGCCGCCUCACCUCCAGCAAGACCACCAAGUAUGUGCGGUCGCUGCUUGUGUUCUUCAGCCUGUUUGCCUGCCAGCACUCUGCUGCCCGGCUCAUCCAGAUCAUCGACACGCUGCAGGCCAACAUGUUUGGCAUGGUUGUUGACCGCCUCGUGGUGCCUGACCUCCAGAAGGUGGCCGGGGACACAGACAAGAAGAUCUGUGCAGUGGGGCUGAGCAACGCGCUGGCCGAGCCAAUGGUGUACUCGGGGGCAUACAGGGAUCGGUGGGGCACCAUCCUGGAGUCGGUGGUCAGGUUGCUGGAGUGCCCCGAGGACAGUUCACUGCCUGCUGGAGAACACUUCAUUGAGGUGGAGGACAUCCCAUCCUUCCAGGGCUCCUCCAACAGACUCAAGCAUGCCAUGAGAGGAGAAUCGGAUCCUCUUAAGGGCCAGAUAGACAACCCACAGGUGUACCUGGCCCAGCGGCUGGCCCAGGUGUCCCAGGCCAACCCUGGCACUAUCCAGGGGCGACUGGCAGCAGUGAGCCAGGAGGUGCAGGCCCAUGUGGUGCAAUACCUCCAGGUGGCCGGUGUCAGCCUGGCGUGAGGCCCUGGUGAGUGUAGCGCCCCACGGCUGCAUCGCCUUAGUGAUAUAUCCAGUGACGGAGUGUAAAGACUAUUUUUUCAUAUUUCCACAACAUUUAUACCAGUGUACGGUUGACAUGCUGUUGCUUCAGUCCUCAGUGUAUGCCAGCCUAGAUGCUUAGGGCCCUAAAUGUGAUACAGAAAGCUUAAUAAUGGUAAGUAGAGUUUAAGCUUUGUAGAAGAAAAGUUCUCUGUAAUCUGCUGUAUUGUGAAGCUCUCAAAAAGGAAAAAAAUGUUUUGUACUUGCAGCCUGGUGGCAAGUAUAUAUAUUACAAGUAUUAAGCAGCUACAGUAACUCAGUGCUGCCAUCUGCCCAAUGAGGGAAGGUAUCUGCCAAUAGUUUAUUUCCAAUACUGCAGAGACUACUGGCAUGCUGUUUGCUUCAUUAUUGUUACUCUUCCAUAACUGAUGAAGUGCGGUGAAGCAGCCAUGCCCACCCGCCCAAGCACCACCGACACCAUAUCAAGGGAGGAGCUGAAGGUGUGUAACUCCCACAAUAUUUCUUUGCUAUAUAAUCCUGUGUGGGUGUGACAGGCUUGAUGCUGCAGGGCCACAGAAACAUCUGUGUUGCCUCCAUCAACAUGGACAUUGGCUGUCAGUCUUACUACUUUUUUUUAUUUUCCCUUUUCCUUCCUCUUGCCAGUCAUCUGCCUCCUGAUGCCAUUUUUUUUUUUCAGCCAGAGUGAAACCAACAUGCUACAGAAAGUUUGCCUCCACAUAUUUAUUGGCUGCCUGAAUGUAACAGUGGUGGUGUCUUGCUGCUUGUCUUGAUGCAUGAUGGUGUGGCUCCAACUGGCACUUUAAGUUUAUUGUGUUAUGGUCAUUUUUCUUGUUAGUACUAUUAAGUUUUACUUCGUACUUUUACAAAAAAAAGUUGUCUUUCCCACUAUGUGGGUACUUCUUAUAAUCAGUUUAUAGUUUCCACAGUAUUGAGCAAUUUCUGCUGAAUAAAAUCAAUUUUAAUUAA
Molecule: messenger RNA, 4093 nt
Organism: Scylla paramamosain (green mud crab)
Lineage: Eukaryota; Metazoa; Arthropoda; Malacostraca; Decapoda; Portunidae
Gene: Cse1
Product: exportin-2-like
Biological process (GO): protein export from nucleus; protein import into nucleus
Cellular component (GO): cytosol; nuclear envelope
Molecular function (GO): nuclear export signal receptor activity; small GTPase binding
Source: RefSeq, a predicted model, not a curated record